Malaya genurostris is the source of this 1002-nucleotide messenger RNA. RefSeq names its product pupal cuticle protein. Bases 144 to 710 code for a protein of 188 amino acids. Lineage: Eukaryota; Metazoa; Arthropoda; Insecta; Diptera; Culicidae. The transcript is spliced from 3 exons. The record is from RefSeq and is a predicted model, not a curated record. Gene Ontology annotation, molecular function: structural constituent of cuticle.
CGGGCUGGGUGUGGUGUUACUAUAAAAGACAAGAAUCGAUCCUCCAAAGAUCAGUGUUCGGUACUCAAUUGGAAGUUUUGUGUUAAGCGACAAAAAUCGUUCCGGUAACAUAGAAGUCCAAGCUGAAAGUAAAACUGCUAAGAAUGUACUCGAAAUUGAUCGCUGUUCUGGCUUUGGCCGCCGUGGCAAUUGCGGCGCCUCAACAUCAGGAAGCUGCCCGAUACCCAGCUGGAGUAAAUCCGGCUGCUUGUCCGUCGUACCCGAACUGUGACAAUGCCGCCCUGCACAACCCAAAUCCACACAACAAUCAUGCCGCCAACCAUUGGAACCCGAACUGGAAUGCGGCACCACAGCCUGCCUGGAAUGCAGCCCCCCAGCAUGACUGGAAUGCCCAACCAAGCUGGAACGCUGCCCCACAGCAUGCCUGGAAUGCACAACCUGCGUGGCAUGCUCCUGCCCAGCCAAGCUGGAACUCUUAUCCGGCUGUAACUGGACCCACUCACAACCAUCUGGGAGCUCCCGCUCCAUCUGCCGGUGGCGACAAGUACCCGGCUGGUGUGAAUCCCCACAGCUGCCCGAACUACCCAUUCUGUGAUAACUCUGCUCCAGCUGGUGUCCCACAUGUUGCCCCUCUGCCGGGAUACACCGAACGGCAGUACCCAGCCGGAGUGUCUCCCCACAGCUGCCCCAACUUCCCGUAUUGCAACUAAUCUGUGAUCUGUGCCUUUUUUCGUAUAGCUAGAUACUCAUUCCGACUAGUGUCCAGGAGCAGCUGAUCCAUAUUUCCCAGUUCCAAGGACAAAUGUCUUUCCGUCACCCACAUACACUGCCAUGCUUGUUUUGUGUAAAUAAUUUCUCAUAGGAUUGUGAACAAUUGAUGUUGUGUCCGCAAUAGUAUUGUGUUGAUCUGUGAGUUGUGUUCAUGUUGUGCAGAAGAAAAAAAAAGGAAUUUUAUUGAAAUUAAAUGCAAAUCGAGAUUUAAUCUUGAGUUAAAGUUGUGAA